UAUUCGCUUUAUUCAUUUGGUGAAAAACAUGUACCACAGUAGUGUGGGCAAAUUCUAUUAUUUAUGUAUUGUUUUGUUCCCCGUAAAAAGUUUACAGACCUUUAAAUAAUUUUACAAUCAUUAUAUAUUUUGAACUGGUUCAUUCUACGUUAUUAUGGAUUCUGAAGAUGAGACCUACGAUGACGUUGAUUCUGGGAAUGAGUCCAGUGGAGACGACGUUGAUUUUGCUAUGGAUGUUGAAGUUACUAGUCACAGAGAAAAACAAACAGAUUCAGAUGAUUAUCCCUUCGAGGUUCUCAGUACGGAGGAAAUAGUGCAGCACAUGGUGGACUCUAUAAAAGAAGUGAAUUCUGUAGUGGAGAUCCCCGCGACGACUACUCGUAUAUUGUUGAAUCACUUUAGAUGGGAUAAGGAGAAAUUGAUGGAAAGGUAUUAUGAUGGAGACCAAGAUCAGCUGUUUUCAGAAGCUCGGGUUAUCAACCCGUUUAAAGACUUAAACAUCAGUUACAAGGCAAAGCCCCAGAAAAAACCCAUGAAUGGUACAGAGGAAUGUGAGAUCUGUUUUAUGGUGUUACCAUCAUCUCAUAUGACUGGUUUGGAGUGUGGGCAUCGAUUUUGUACACAUUGCUGGUGUGAAUACUUAACAACAAAAAUAAUGGAAGAAGGUGUAGGACAAACAAUUGCUUGUGCAGCACAUGGUUGUGACAUUUUAGUGGAUGAUGCUAGUGUUAUGAGAUUAGUUAGAGACUCUAAAGUUAGGCUCAAAUAUCAACAUCUUAUUACAAAUAGUUUUGUGGAGUGUAAUCGAUUACUUAGAUGGUGUCCUUCACCAGAUUGUAGUAAUGCGAUAAAGGUCCAGUAUGUAGAAUCGCACAAAGUCACAUGUAAAUGUAACCACACAUUCUGCUUUGCUUGCGGAGAAAAUUGGCAUGAUCCAGUUAAAUGUCAUUUAUUGAAAAAAUGGAUCAAAAAAUGUGAUGAUGACUCAGAAACUAGCAACUGGAUUGCUGCAAAUACCAAAGAAUGUCCUAGGUGCAAUGUGACUAUUGAAAAAGACGGCGGUUGUAACCAUAUGGUAUGCAAAAACCAGAAUUGUAAAACAGACUUCUGUUGGGUGUGUUUAGGACCUUGGGAGCCACAUGGUAGUUCAUGGUACAAUUGCAACAGAUAUGAUGAGGAUGAAGCAAAAGCUGCUCGUGACGCCCAAGAAAAGUCUCGAUCGGCGUUACAGCGUUAUUUGUUCUACUGCAAUCGGUACAUGAAUCAUAUGGCUUCACUGAAAUUUGAGCAUAAACUCUAUGCUUCUGUGAAAGAAAAAAUGGAAGAGAUGCAGCAGCACAAUAUGAGUUGGAUAGAAGUGCAAUUCUUGAAGAGAGCUGUUGAUAUACUCUGCCAGUGUAGACAAACUCUCAUGUAUACUUACGUAUUUGCAUAUUACUUGCGAAAAAAUAACCAGUCUGUGAUUUUUGAAGAUAACCAAAAAGAUCUGGAGAGUGCGACAGAAACACUUUCCGAAUAUUUGGAGAGGGAUAUUACGUCUGAAAACCUUGCUGAUAUUAAGCAAAAAGUUCAAGAUAAAUAUAGAUAUUGUGACAGUCGAAGGAAAGUGUUACUAGAACAUGUACACGAAGGGUAUGAAAAAGAAUGGUGGGUGUAUAAUGAAUAGGCACUGGCAUGUCUAAUAUCCAUUCUGUAACUAGUAUUUUAGAAAUAGAGCAUAAUAUCUAGUUACCUCAUCUAGGAACAUUGGACUUACAUGAAAUUUAUAUUUUUUUCUUGAUCAAUUUGUUUUAUCCCCCUCUAUGUUGUAAUUUUUGUUAAAUCGUGCAAACAUACCUAAUACUUGUCGUCUAUAAGCAGUGUUUUCAUCCAUGCAAAUAGGUCAAAUUUCAAGUUGAUCGUAUCUACGAAAUUUUUGUAUUUACACAUUCUAGAAUGUGUUUUUAUAAUUUUCGUCAACAUUUUCUUUUUAUUUUAUAGUACCUGAUUGUUUUUUACAAGUUCAAAUUUAGCAAAUUCGGCAUUUUUUCAAAAUUCACAUUUUAGAGUAUUUAACUUCGUAUUUUUAUAUGAGUGCUUGGUCGCAACUUUUUUUACUUCAAAUAUAUAAUAAACACACUAGAUACAAAAUAAGUGUUGCUCCACCGCGCUUACAUUAGAAAGUUGAAAUAUCAUUCUAAUUGUGUAUUGAUUUGCUUCAACUUUUGUUUGGAUUGUGGGUGCAGUGGAGCAACACUUUCAUUUUUAUACAUGUUCUUUCUUCGUGAUUAAUUAUAGAUUUGAAGUAGAAAGUGUUGCGACCAUGCAUUAAUAUAAAAAUACGUAAUUGAAUUUUCGAAAUUGGAUGAAUUUUAGCCAUGCAAAAAUUGAGCUUUAAAAAAACGAUCAAGUACACAAUAAAAUAAAAAUGUUGAUGAACGAGUAAAGUAAAAUACAUGUUUUAACGUAUAUAAACGUAAAAUUUUUAUCAAUGCGAUCAACUUGAAACUUGAGUUUUUUUAAGGAAUGAAAACACCGCCUAUAGACCGUCAUCCUUUAUAUUUUUUGUCCGAUCAAUUUAUUUUAUCUUCUUUUUUUAUUUUUUUUUGUCGAAUCACAUACAUAUACACAAGUUCGUUUACCCAAUACUUGAAUAGAUCUGAAUGCCACUCUGAAUAGAUGC
This is a messenger RNA of Acanthoscelides obtectus, 2662 nucleotides long. The record is from the annotation of a GenBank genome assembly. NCBI's taxonomy places the organism in Eukaryota, Metazoa, Arthropoda, Insecta, Coleoptera, Chrysomelidae.